AUGUCCUCUAACAUCAGAGCCAGCCUUUAUGUGUAUUCCUUCUCAGUUGCUCUGCAAGCACUCACCGUUAUUUCAAUGGGUGGAAUAGCGGACCACCGUGAGCCAUAUCCUCCUGCUUCUCCUGGCGAUAGUUUGACGAAAACUACUCCAGCACCUCAUCGUAAACUCCUACUCCUUAGCUUUGCAGCCCUGGGUUCUAUAGCAGCAACCCUGUUCCUCCUUCUGCCUUCCUCUUCACCCGUUUGGUACCUCUCCGCCCUCCUGGCGCUAUCCGCCAACGUCGGCUUCGGAGCCUCCAUCGUCGCAAUGAACGCCUACAUCCCUUCUCUCGCCAAAGAAGCCCCAGAAGUCGUCAAGAUAUGGGAAGACCUCCAAAACCUCGACCAUGGGUCCGAAAGCGACAGCGACCCGGACACAAGCACCGAGAACCCUUCCGCACCUCUCCUUUCGCCUUCGAAUGCCACCUCAGAGACGAAGACGCAGCUGGAGAAGGAGUACCAGAUGGAGCUUUCGCGUGCCACGUCCCGCACAUCGUCACUGGGUAUUGCCUUGGGCUACGGUGCGGGUAUAUGCCUGCUCAUCGUCGCACUCGUGCCUGUCACGAAGAUGGGCGGAUCGACCUUCGCCCUGCGCCUCGCCAUCGGGCUCAGCGGGAUCUGGUGGGCCGUAUUCACCAUCCCAGCCGCUCUCUGGCUGCCCAAUACCACCUCUUCCCCCGCCCCCACCUCCGCCUCCGCCUCCCAAGACAAAGACUUCCGCAUCGGACACGAGAUCCUCGCAGCUUGGAUCCGGCUGCGCGACAUGCUCCGCGUCCGCGAAGUCAAGAAGCUGCGCAACACCUUCAAGUACCUCGCCGCGUGGUUCCUACUCUCGGACGGGUUCACGACCAUCACCUCCACCGCUUUGCUCUUCGGGAAGACGACGCUGCACAUGUCGCCCUCGGCGCUCAUCCUCGUUGGGGUGCUCACCCCCACAGCGGGCAUCGCAGGCUCGCUGCUCUGGCCCGUCCUCCAGCGCCGGCUUGGGUGGUCCAACUUGAGGAUUCUGGUGGUAUUGGUGGGGAUGGCGUCGAUGAUACCAUUGUAUGGGUGUCUGGGGUUCUUGGUGCAGGGGAAAGUGAGGUUUGGAGGCUUGACGACGCAGGAGGAGAUGUUCGUGCUUGCGGUAUACUUUGGGUCGGUGUACGGCGCGUUCCAGGGUUACGCGAGGGCGUUCUACGCGGAGCUACUGCCGCCAGGUGAGGAGGCACGGUGGUACGGCUUGUUCUCGAUAACGGACAAGUCGAGCUCGUUCAUCGGGCCGUUGGUCGUUGGCCUCAUUGCUGACGUGACGGGCAACAUCCGCUUCGCGUUCUUUUUCUUGGUGUUGAUGGUGUGGGCUGCUGUGCCUAUCCUGAUGAGCGUCGACGUCGAGCGGGGCAGAAAGGACGCGCAGGAGUACGAAUACCAUUCCGAAAUUUAG
Cyclocybe aegerita is the source of this 1461-nucleotide messenger RNA. The record is from the annotation of a GenBank genome assembly. NCBI's taxonomy places the organism in Eukaryota, Fungi, Basidiomycota, Agaricomycetes, Agaricales, Hemipholiotaceae.